Molecule: messenger RNA, 2244 nt
Organism: Styela clava
Lineage: Eukaryota; Metazoa; Chordata; Ascidiacea; Stolidobranchia; Styelidae
Product: ectoderm-neural cortex protein 1-like
Molecular function (GO): protein binding
Source: RefSeq, a predicted model, not a curated record
UGAAUAAGUUUCUCUCUACCUCUUAUGCAGUAUAGUGGUGGUAUAGACGUUUGAUUGAGCUUGGAAGUAUUUUAAUGUCCUAUUGCUGCAUCGUACAAAAGUAAAAUAUGGCUACCACUAAUAAGGUAGACAAUUCUCAAUCCAAUGCAAAGCCUGGCGAGGACAAUAAAGACGAACCGUGUAAAAUUUGCUGCAACGAUUACAAAGACUUGGUUUUAAUUGGUGAUUAUAAUGCAAGGUGUUAUCCUGUACAUAAAUCUCUAUUGAUCAUAACAUCUGGAUAUUUCCAGAGUUUUUAUUCACGAAAAAGUUUCGUUCAACGUGAAUUUGGCCCAAUCUAUAUCACUGAUGUCGAGCCAUCUGCAUUGGUACAAUGCCUUGAUUUCAUGUACACUGGGUAUCUGGAUAUCAACUCAAAAAAUUUGCGGAAUCUUGCUGAAGCAGCUUUGGUCUUGAAGAUGUAUGGUGUAUGGGAAUGUUGCGUAGACUAUGCAGCUACUAAUGUCGCAAUGGACUCAUUUUUUGAUCUUCGAAUGAUGGCGGCAAGCACAAUUUGUGUUAAACUUCUCCAUGCGACAGAAAUAUUCGCUUUGUGUAAUUUUGAACGAUUGAUGACUCAUGAAGAAUUUGCACUUAUUGAUAAAAUACUAAUGGUAUUCCUAUUGAAGAAUAAAAAAGUCAAGAUGAUUCCUGAACAUAAAGUUUAUGAGGCUGUUAUUGCUUGGAUAAACUUCACACCAAACAAAAGGAAACAGCAUUUGUCAGAAUUACUAAAUUAUGUUGCAUUGGAACAGUUGCCGAUUGAUUAUCUGCGAGAAUGCGUUCAUGCAGAACCAUUAGUGAUGAAUGACGCAGAAUGUCGUAAUUUAUUAGAAAAAGCGUUGUUCAGUCAUAUUCAACCGGAUUUAGUAACAGAUGAUGGUUCAGAUACAUUAAUGCAAGACACCAUGGUGAUGUUUGAUCAAGGCAGGAAAGAUGUUGUUUCUUAUGACCCGUGGAGCGGAAAAUGGAAAGAUUUUGCAAUUUGUGAUUUUGAAUUUGACGGCAAAUGUAUAGCUGUGACAGUUGAAAAAUGUGUCUAUAUCAUGGGAGAAAAUGGGAGAGUUUUUCGUCUUGACACUGAUAAAAACACAUGGAGAGAGAUGGCAAAAAUGGGAACUGAACGUGGAGAUCCUCGUGCCGUAGUGUUAGAUGGAAUGAUAUAUGUCAGCGGAGGCACUGUUUCGGAGACUAACAAAUCGAUGCGAACUGCAGAACGCUUCGAUCCAAAGAAAAAUUUAUGGGAGAAGUUACAAAGUAUGAAGAAACCUCGUUCGAAACAUUGCUUGGCUUCGUCAAGAGGUUUCGUUUAUGCUAUUGGUGGACUUAAUAACAACAACACCGCUGUAAAGUUGGUUGAAAGAUGGGGUCCCAGCAGUGGAGGGUGGAUAAAUGUAGCGCCUCUCAAGCGUCCGAGAAGUGGAGCUGUAUCUGCUGUAAAAGAAGAUUCCAUUUAUAUAUUUGGAGGAACAUUUACGCCAGAUAUCUCUGUUGAAGUUCUCAACCCUACUGUUUCAGGGUGGACAACGAUAAAUGUUACAAUACCCAAGAAUUUUGUAGCCGCUUGUGUGUCUGGAGAAGAUAUUUAUGUUGUUUGUUCCUCUGAUCUAAUGGGAAAUGAAAAAUAUGAAUUGCAUUUGAUUACUUUUGAUGAUGAACCUGUAAUUGUUGAAAGAAUCGACAAUAUACAAAAAUUUGGUUGUAUUUCUGUACUGAGAUCAUAACAUCACAAAAUUUCCCUUCCAGCUAAUUGCUAAUCACAGAUUCGAACUAAACAGUCGGAGAAAUAUGGGUUUAAAUGCUUGUUCAACUUGAUUAUGGCUAGAGUUCAUAACUGUAUGUAUGUAUUAUGAUGAAUAGUUUUGUAGCGUCUUUGCUAGUGUUUUGUUUUAAUAUAUAUGAGCAGUGUGCGUAUAUCAUUAUUGGGCCAUGAUGCAAAAUCGAACUUAUAUUGUACGUUACUGCUGUAUUCUAAAUUAAUUUGAUGAAAAGCAUUCAGUUGAGUACAUACUGGUUACACAUAAAUUAACGUUUACCACAAUAGAUCUCCAGCAAUGAGUUCCAUAGUGGCUGUUAGUUAGAGAAAUCACAGGUGUUUUUCUCUUGUUGGACACGUUUAGUGGCCAUAACGAUCAUUUCAAAAUUUUGUUGUUAUUGUUAUUUGUCUCCGUCUCCAUUUUUAAAAAAUCGCUUUUCUCUUCGAAU